GCUUUUGAUAGAGAACAAACUUCUCGACAACUCGCCACUAUCGCAUCUCAUUGAUUCCCCCCCGUGCCCUGAGUUCCCAUUCAUCCAUCCCCCCUCCCCAAUGAGUCAACGCCAACCUUCGGCACCAAUCCCGGGCAUCUCAUGCGGUGGUGCGGAGUACACCCAGCCCCCACUAGCGUAAAUGUACUCUGUAGGCCGUCCGUCCACCUCCAACGUAUCGACCUACCUCUCUCGGUAAACCCCAACGCGGGAACCUAGGCAGGUAUUACGUACAGAAGGAAGCUCUGCGUUUCUGCGUUCUAUCUUGCUUGUAUUUGCCCCUGACUUGGCGGGUUUUGUGUGAUCUAUCUAUUUCCCGAUCCUCGGAAUCCCUAUUUCCUUGCCAGUCUAAGCCCGUUGGAGAGACAGACCCCCCCCUCUCCUCUUUCGUGGCCUCAUCGGCUAGAACUCCGGACACUAGGAGCUGUGCAACCGGGGAACUUGGCCUCCGAGCUCGCUGCGACUUGACGGCUUCUUCUUGCAUGACGCCAUACAACUUUCUUACUAUCUCUCUGUCUCUGUCUCUCUGUCUCUCUCACUCACUAUCUCUCUUUCGAAUUCCUCUCAAAUAGGAUCCAGCGAAUCCCAGUUUAUCCAGCAUCCAAACUCAUACAUAUUCUUGAGUCUGCUCCCUCAUACUCCCCCGUCUCGGUUAUCGCACUCGAUAACCCCGCAUCGGACGCUUUCAUCAUGCCCCUCACCAGCGAGUCCCUCCACUCGGCGCAAGCGAGCGAGUUCGCAAAGUAUGGCAGCCGCCGGAGCGUCGUCCACAGCACAAAGGGAAUCGUGUCCUGCACCCAGCCGCUGGCCGCGAAAUGCGGCAUCCAGGUGCUCCAGGCCGGCGGUAAUGCCGCCGACGCCGCCGUAGCAGUCGCCGCCGGCCUGAACAUGACGGAGCCGUGCUCGACCGGAAUCGGCGGCGACAUGUUCAUCCUCUUCUACGACGCCACCACCGGUAAUGUCUCAGCCAUGAACGGGUCCGGCCGCUCCGCCAAGAACGCCACCCUCGACACCAUUCGCCGCGACCUUGGCGUCGCCGACGGCGCCCGCGGCAAGAUCCCCAUGAAGAGCGUCCACGCCGUCACCGUCCCCGGUGCCGCCGCCGGCUGGGUCGACACCGUUGACCGCUUCGGCAGCGGCAACGUCUCGCUCGAGCAGGUCCUCGCCCCGGCCAUCGAGCUCGGCGAGAAGGGCUUCCCCGUGUCGGAGCUGACAAGUCACUACUGGAACACGGCGGAGCCCCAGAUCAGGGAGGCGUCGCCCAACUUCGCCGAGAUGCUCAAGAAGGAUCCCAACGCGCCGGACGGCGUCAGGGCCCCUAACCCCGGCGAGAUCAUGAAGAAUCCGACGCUGGCCCAGACCUUCCGAGCCCUUGCCAAGGACGGCAAGAAGGGCUUCUACACGGGCCGCGUCGCCGAGGAGCUCGUCAGCGUCGUCAAGAGCCUCGGCGGCCACCUCGAGCUCGACGACCUGGCGCACCACCUCGAGCAGGGCAGCGAGCCCGUCGACCCCAUCUCGCUCAAGUUUAAGCCCGCCCUCAAGAGCACGACGAACGGGCACACGAACGGGCACACGAACGGGCACACCAACGGGCACACCAACGGGCAUACCAACGGCCACUCCAACGACGGCGCCGUGGAGGUCUGGGAACACCCGCCCAACGGCCAGGGCAUUGUCGCCCUCAUGGCCCUCGGCAUCAUCCAGGAGCUUCAGGCGUCCGGCGUCGUGCCCGCUUGGUCCGCCGAGGACCACAACACGGCGCCCUACCUCCACGUCAUCAUCGAGGCCCUCCGCCUCGCCUUCACCGACGCGAGCUGGUACGUCACGGACCCCAACGUCGUCCCCGUGCCGUCCGCCGGCCUCAUCUCGCCCGAGUACUCGGCCGCCCGCGCCCGCCUCUUCAAGCCCGACAGCGCCAUCCGCGGCGACGAGUUGCGCGUCGGCUCGCCGCCCGGCAAGCAGCAGCACGCCUCGCCGGCGCUGCAGAGCAGCGACACCGUCUACUUCACCGUCUCGGACGAGCACGGCAACGCCGCCUCCUUCAUCAACAGCAACUACGGCGGCUUCGGCACCUGCAUCAUCCCCCGCGGCUGCGGCUUCACGCUGCAGAACCGCGGCGCCAACUUCAGCCUCGACGCCGACCACCCGAACCGGCUCGCGCCGCGCAAGAGGCCCUACCACACCAUCAUCCCGGCCAUGGCCACGAACCAGGCCGACGGGUCGCUGCACAGCGCCUUCGGCGUCAUGGGCGGCUUCAUGCAGCCGCAGGGCCACGUCCAGGUGCUCCUCGGCCAGCUGGUGGCGGGUCUCUCGCCGCAGCAGACGCUCGACGCGCCGCGCGUGUGCAUCGUCGCGGGCCUGCCCGACCGGGACGACGACUUCGACUGGACCGUGAGCGUCGAGGAGGGCAUGCCCGAUGAGACGGUCGAGGGCCUGCGGGAGCUGGGCCACAAGGUCGAGGUCGUCCGGGGGACCGAGAGGGGCAUGUUCGGCCGUGGCCAGAUCAUCCGGUACACCGUCGAUCCGGUCGAAGGGACCGGAGUGUGGUCUGCGGGUAGCGAUCCGCGCGGCGACGGCGCGGCGUACCCGGCGCUGUAGCGGGAAUUUAGUUGCAUGGAUGUAAUCGUCAGAAAAUAGUA
Molecule: messenger RNA, 2678 nt
Organism: Colletotrichum destructivum
Lineage: Eukaryota; Fungi; Ascomycota; Sordariomycetes; Glomerellales; Glomerellaceae
Product: Putative nucleophile aminohydrolase, gamma-glutamyltranspeptidase, small subunit
Exons: 4
Coding region: 730-2637 (635 amino acids)
Source: RefSeq, a predicted model, not a curated record